GGACCCUCGGGGCAUUCAGGCACCGGUUUCUCUUAAGGCCAUUGGGUCACGUGUAGUACUCUAAGAGUGCUAGCCAUGGCGUUUCGGUCCAUUACCCAUCUGUCCACUCCACGACCUCACUCCACCUUUUUCCUCCACCUUUGGCUUUGGACAUCUUCUCGGUGUGCUUCUCCACUCCCAUUUCACAUAGACAUUCGACUUUGGUACUUUUAUUGCGCCGCAUUGCAGCAAGUUUGAACGUUACCCCGUCACCACUACGCGCACCAGAGUGAGGACAACCACGCUCCCUCCACCAGCUCCAGCAACUAUUCCUUUCGCUCUUAACCUGACCGUAUUCCGAACACGCAAACGACGAGGCAGGACAGAAAGACAACGGAGAUGGACGAUGAUCAAAAGCUUGAGGAUGUCCGAAAGCGACUCCAAAAGGAGAAGGAGAUCAAAGCCGCGACCAUGAAACUGCGAGGAAUUCAGCAGAGCGAGUCUGCCAAGGCCGCAUGCGACGCUACCUUGGAGGAAUCCCAGCAGCGUAUCAACUACUUUCAGAACGAAUUCGACAAGCUGCAGUUGAAGAAGCAGGAGAGCACGCCUAGGGCGCAUCGGACCCAGAUCACAAUCACCCUCCCGAGCCUGGAGAGUGCGCCACUAUCAUAUUCUGAAAAUCGGAUGGCAGCAAGCAGGACACAUUCUACCUCCAACGCACAUUAUCCGGAUGACUUUAUAUCUCACAGACCCCUGUCAACAGUCGAUCUUCUUAAGGCCCCGACUCCCAUCACAGCCAAAAAGGUGACAUAUAAGCUACGCGAGCUGGCCUACAAACUUGACAUCGAAAAGAAGGUCAAAAUUGCCUCCGAAAGGCUGGAGCAACUGGGCAUGUCUGCCAGGGAUGGCAAUGCCGAGAGCAGCGAGAGGGUUGUCCUGCUGAAGCGAGCUCUUCAAAAGUACCAGGGUCUGUACAUUCCAGGUCAAGAUGAUGACAUUACGACCACUCCAGGCACGGCGCUGAGACGGCCGAUGACAGGAACCCUUUAUGUCCGAAUAGCUUCCGCCAGAAACCUCAAUAAUGCACCCACACGUAACUCCAGGCCAUCGGAAUCGACAGCCUUCAUCAAAAUCGAUGGCAUGCCCCGUGCGAAAACAAGGCCGGCGCGGAACGGCCCGAGUGGUAUACGAUGGAAUGAGGAUUUUGAGGUGCCAGUUACAAAAGCAAGUGAGAUUGAAAUUGCCAUCUUUGACAGGCCGGACCAAGUCCCAGUGCCUAUCGGUCUAUUUUGGCUUAAAAUCUCGGAUCUAGUCGAGGAGCUUCGUAGGAAGAAGGUUGAGGCGGACAAUGAUGCGGCCUGGGUAGCAGCCAAUGUGCAGGAGAUGGGUGGUAAAGCCCCGAUCAUCAGGCCGGGGACGGGCCCCUUGGGCGAUAAUCCGAUUAAUGGCGUUGAGGGAAUCGAGUCGUGGUGGGAUUUAGAACCCAUCGGCCAGAUCAGCUUGAAAUUCAACUUUGUGAAAGAUGUUGCUGUCAGAAAGCGCCCAUCCAAACUGGGGCGCCAAGGAGCUGUUCGCAAGCGCAAGGACGAGAUCAAAGAGAUCCAAGGACACAAGUUUGUGUCCCAAAAAUUCUUCCAGAUUAUGUGCUGCGCCCUGUGUGCAGAGCUAUUCACUGGAAAGGGCGCGCAAUGCGAAGACUGCAAGUUUACUUGCCAUCAAAAGUGCGCUGAAAAAGUAUUUAUCAAGUGUAUCGCAUCAAAGACAGUUGAGGACCCGGACGAGGCCAAACUGAACCACCGCAUUCCCCAUCGUUUCGAGACCUUUACGAAUUUGUCGCCGACAUGGUGUUCUCACUGCGGUCAUAUGCUUGCCUUUGGCCGUCGUCAUAAGAAGUGCUCAGAAUGUCCCGUGGUAGCCCAUGAAGGAUGCAGCGAUCUCGUCCCUAACCAUUGCGGUAUGCCCGCCGAGACGGCUAAUAAGUUAAUGGAGGAGAUUAGACGUCGGAACCAGAGUGGACGCCUGGCUCAAUCGCCCCGCAAACUUUCUAACCCACCAUCAUACGAACCCCUUCCUGCGGAAGCGAAGGCCACACCGUCGAGACCUGUCCCACCAAUUCCUCAGACGGAAAGGCUUCCUAAUUAUCAAAAAGAACGACCUCCACUUCCUUUCAGACCAGAAAGCCGUCCGGAGCACAAUGUAUCUCCAUCGGUCGACUCUAAUCAACUCAGACUUCAGCAACAAAUGCAGAAACUUCAGCUGCAACAGCAGCAGCAGCACGAAUACGAUCAGCAGCAACAGCGCAAAUUGGAGCAACAGCGUCUGUAUGAGCAGAAACAGCAGCAGCUUUAUCUUCAACAACAGCAGCUUCAGCAACAACAGCAACAACAACAGAUACAACAGCAACAGUUCCAGCAGCAGCAGCUUCAAAUACAACAGCAGCUCAAACAGCAGCAGCUACUCGAGGAGGAGCGGUCUCGCCGGCUCGCUCAAGACGCUCACGGAGGAAUGGAGGACAAGUUCCGUAACGAGCAGGCGCGACUGGAGCAGCUUCGUCUGGAGCAAGAAAAGAAACAGCAGCGGACGCCACCUAUCUCUUCGUCGGUUGAACAGCGACCGCUGGUGAUGCCCACGGUCCCCAUGCCUACGCUAAAGAUUGUCAAUAAGCAACCGCCAAAGCCUACGCGCAAAUACGGUCUAAACGACUUUCACUUUCUAGCUGUGCUCGGCAAGGGAAACUUUGGAAAGGUUAUGCUAUCAGAGGAUAAGAAGAUGGGCGAGCUCUUUGCCAUUAAGGUGCUCAAGAAGGAAUCUAUUGUCAAGCAGGAUGAGAUUGAAAGCGCUCGCUCCGAAAAGAGAAUAUACCAGGUUGCCAACAAGGAACGCCAUCCAUUCCUGACAACUCUGCACUGUUGUUUUCAAACCGAUACACGACUUUAUUUUGUGAUGGAAUAUGUCCGUGGAGGCGAUCUGAUGAUGCACAUUCAAAAGGACAAGAGAUUUGGAGACCACCGCGCCAAGUUUUAUGGAUGUGAGGUCCUCCUGGCGCUUCAGUACUUUCACCAGAAUAACAUUGUGUAUCGUGAUUUGAAGCUGGACAAUAUCCUGUUGACACUUGACGGCCAUGUCAAGAUCGCUGACUACGGUCUGUGCAAGGAGAAUAUGCCCUAUGGCGUCACCACUCGAACAAUUUGCGGCACCCCUGAAUUUAUGGCGCCGGAAAUCCUGGAAGAGCAGCCUUACGAUCGCGCAGUGGACUGGUGGGCAUUCGGAGUGUUGAUGUACGAGAUGUUGCUGGGUCGUGCGCCGUUCUCUGGUGAAGAGGAGGACGAUAUUUAUGACUCGAUUCUAGAGGACGAACCCCUUUAUCCUCAUGGCUUUGGACGCCAUGAACAGGCACUGUUGCAGUCUCUGCUGGUCAAGGUGCCAAGUCUUCGCUUGGGCGCAGGACCAACGGAUGCGGAGGAGAUCAAGGCGCAUGCGUACUUUAGCAACGUGAACUUUGAUGAUGUUUACCAUAAGCGGAUCCGGCCACCGUUCUUGCCAAAGGUGUCGUCGGCGACGGAUGUAUCGAACUUUGAUUCUGAGUUCACAAGUGAGGCGCCCGGGGAGACGCCGACGGACUAUCGCCUGAACAAUGUGGAGCAGGAUCUCUUCAAGGGCUUUUCGUACGUCUCGCCGUGGGGUCAGCCAUAGACUUCAAUAAAAAAAAAAUGCUUCGCCC
This is a messenger RNA of Gamsiella multidivaricata, 3700 nucleotides long. RefSeq lists its product as uncharacterized. NCBI's taxonomy places the organism in Eukaryota, Fungi, Mortierellomycota, Mortierellomycetes, Mortierellales, Mortierellaceae. Gene Ontology annotation, biological process: protein phosphorylation; signal transduction. Gene Ontology annotation, molecular function: ATP binding; protein serine/threonine kinase activity. The record is from RefSeq and is a predicted model, not a curated record. Bases 379 to 3672 code for a protein of 1097 amino acids. The transcript has 9 exons.